Molecule: messenger RNA, 1632 nt
Organism: Durusdinium trenchii
Lineage: Eukaryota; Dinophyceae; Suessiales; Symbiodiniaceae
Source: the annotation of a GenBank genome assembly
GCAUUGCAGAGCACCGCUAGGAUAGAGCGUCAUUCUUUGUUUAGUAGCCAUGGCUCUGGGGCACCAAAGGCGGGCCAGCUUCCUGGCACUUGCUGCACUUGCUGCAGUCUUUUCUUUGCUGCCUAGGUACAUACCAGAUAUUGCGUGGGUCACCACAGUGCCUUUCCAGCUUUUGCUGUCAGCCAGACCUUAUGCAAGCCCACGAAGAACGGAGACUGGUAUGAGGUCAGCACCAAGCGAUCUGGAUCCUGCAGUCGCAGAGAAGCUCAAAGCCGCACAGGAGAGGAUCUCUCAAGCCAAGCAAGCCAUGGCGGUGCUCAGGAACGAGCUUUGUGGUCGCAACUUCUUCUCCCCAGAGAUCGAUCGCUCCCUGCUGAUAGAGGUCCUCCGCCUUUUCGCGCCAGAGAGUGCGAAACCUAUGCGGGAGCCCAUACUUCAGAAGGAGCUGAUCAACAUGAUUCCGGACAUGCGACAGGAUACUGAAGCACUGGCUGCCUUGAUAAAUGCUAUGGCAACAGUGAGGCUUGCUUAUGAACCUGCUUGGCAGCUACUGGCAGACGUUGUUGUUGAGGAGUGCAGCUCAGCAUCAGGCAGACAGCUGGUGGCCUUUGCUUGGGCCUUUGCCACAGCUGGGGAACCACGGCAAGAUCUUUGGACAGCUUUGAAGUCCAUGAUGGCCGGAAAGCGGAAGGAGCUCUCUGCUGAAGAGCGCGUGACCUUCGCAUGGUCGUGCGCAGAGGUUGGUCAGCACGCGACAGAGCUCUUCGGCGAGGCAAGUGAGGUUGCUGCAGAGAAAGAAUCAAGGGCCAUGUUGGAGGCCAUUCGCAAUUUGGAUGGCAAGCAUCUGCUCAAGAACCCACCAGUUGUCCUGGUUCCUGAUGUGGUCACGCCAGAACAGAGCCAGGAACUCAUUCGCUUGGCCGAUGAAUCCAAGCUUUGGUGGCAGUCUAGCCGCCGUGGGGCUCGCACCGCUGCUGGUGAGGAUGCGCUACGGACUUCAUCUUCUGCGGUUCUAAGCGCUCCUCGCAUGUUCCAGGAACCUCCUGUGAAGGCGAUUCGAUCAUGGGCCUCUCAGGUGCUGAAAGUACCUGAAGAUACAGUGGAGGCACUUCAGCUCGUGCGCUACCAGAAAGGCGAACAAUACAGUACUCAUGUGGAUUGGGGGCGGAAGCAAGAUGCUAGCCUGUGGUUGGGUGGGCAACGCACCGCUACGGCCUUGAUCUACUUGAAUACGCUGCCUAAAGAUUGUGGUGGUGAGACUUCUUUCGAAAGGCUGGGAAUCCAGGUCUCACCACAAGCAGGGGCAGCACUUGUGUGGCCCAAUGUCGAUAGCUCUGGACGUCCUCAAGACCUUGUGGAACACCGAGCCAUGUGCUUUGUUUGCAGAAUGGUGGUCUUGUUGUCGUUGACCAACCUGCCGAUGGACUUUCCUGCAGGCCGGUGCUUUGUGAGACCCAAAAGUAUGCUGUCAAUGUUUGGAUCCGGGAAAAGCCCCUUCCUGCUUAUCGAGGGGAUUAGACUGAAUUCAUGACCAGUGUGUCUGGUCAGGUUCAGUGAUUGAUUGCACACUGUACAGCUGUAGGUAUUAGCUGCUCGCAUUAUGUUGCCCUCAAAACUGGCCUUCACACCUGA